Molecule: messenger RNA, 858 nt
Organism: Sardina pilchardus (European sardine)
Lineage: Eukaryota; Metazoa; Chordata; Actinopteri; Clupeiformes; Clupeidae
Gene: gpsm1a
Product: G protein signaling modulator 1a
Exons: 2
Coding region: 1-810 (269 amino acids)
Biological process (GO): establishment of mitotic spindle orientation
Cellular component (GO): cell cortex
Molecular function (GO): GDP-dissociation inhibitor activity; G-protein alpha-subunit binding
Source: RefSeq, a predicted model, not a curated record
AUGACCCCCCAGCCCCAACCCAACGGCCAGCAGACGGGCCCCCCCAAGAUGACCCCCCAGCCCCAACCCAAGGGCCAGCAGACGGGCCCCCCCCAGAUGACCCCCCAGCCCCAACCCAAGGGCCAGCAGACGGGCCCCCCCCAGAUGACCCCCCCCCAUAUGACCCCCCAGCCCCAACCCAAGGGCCAGCAGACGGGCCCCCCCCAGAUGACCCCCCAGCCCCAACCCAAGGGCCAGCAGAGAGGGCCCCCCCUGGGUCGCUGCCCCCCCUCGCCAGACGCCCCCCCUGCCCUGCGCGAGUCUCCCUCGCUGGCGUCGCUCGCCCAGACGGAGGCGCUGUUUGACCUCAUCGCCAGCUCACAGAGCCGUCGCCUGGACGACCAGAGGGCCAGCGUGGGCGACCGCCUGUCCUUCGCCAUCACGCAGAACAACAUCCGCCACCUGUGCCACGCCUGCAACCCCCCGCAGCCCACCGACGACUUCUUCAACAUGCUCAUCAAACACCAGUCCUGCCGGCUGAAUGACCAGCGGUGUUCUCUGCCGGAGUGUGUGGAGGGUGCGGAGUGUGUGGAGGGUGCGGGAGCGUCGGACGCUGACGAGGCCUUCUUCAGCCUGGUCCAGAGAGUGCAGGCCAAGCGGAUGGAUGAGCAGCGUGUGUCCUUCUACUGCGACCAGCACGACGACGGCCCUGACGCUGAAGCCCACACACACACACACACACACACACACACACACGCACACGCUAGCACCCACUCCCGCCAUGACCACGAGCACAAACCCUCGCCACGGCCUGCCUCCGGCUCUAGUUAAAGUCUACUACCAGAUGCACACACACACACACACACACACACACACACA